Molecule: messenger RNA, 2273 nt
Organism: Laetiporus sulphureus 93-53
Lineage: Eukaryota; Fungi; Basidiomycota; Agaricomycetes; Polyporales; Laetiporaceae
Product: cytochrome P450
Exons: 12
Coding region: 244-1956 (570 amino acids)
Molecular function (GO): iron ion binding; oxidoreductase activity, acting on paired donors, with incorporation or reduction of molecular oxygen; heme binding
Source: RefSeq, a predicted model, not a curated record
GGUGCAGCGUGGUCAAAAAUUUGGCAGCAACGGCUGUGCGAGAUUAAUGGAAUGCUGGGGCAGCGAUCGGACGCCCGAAAGAGAUAUUGAUCAAGAACGGCUUGACAUCUACUGCUCUUGCCUCAGUGCCCAUCACUUCCGCUGCACUCUCAACAUGUCUUCCUCCAGAUUUUUGCCCGUCAUAAUGCUGCGCCUCCUCCAGCCUCCCCCCACCUACGUACCGUCGUCGUCUGCGUCAAAGCCAUGGACACCAUCCUACCCGCCGCCGCCGCUCUCUGUCUCGUUGCUGUCGCCAAAGACAUCCUUCGACCUCUUGCCGUCGCCGCCAUCGCCGGUGGCACCUACGUCCUUGUGAAGCAUCUCCUGUCCUCGCGCGAACGCCUCCGUCCCGCCGCCGCUCUCUGUCUCGUUGCUGUCGCCAAAGACAUCCUUCGGCCUCUUGCCGUCGCCGCCAUCGCCGGUGGCACCUACGUCCUUGUGAAGCAUCUCCUGUCCUCGCGCGAACGCCUCCGUCUCGCCCCUGGUCCCAUCCGUUGGCCCCUCGUCGGUAAUGCGCCUCAGGUUCCCCUGCUCAAUCCUUGGCUGACCUAUUCCAAGUGGGCGGACACAUACGGUGAUAUCAUUCAUUUAGAUGUCCUUGGCCAGCCCGUCAUUAUCAUCAACUCUGCCGAGGUAGCCAGAGACCUCCUCGACAAGCGAUCCUCCAUUUAUUCAGACAGGCCUCAUCUCGUCAUGGCAUGCGAUCUGGUCGGCUACAGCGAGACCUUCGCUCUCAAGCCCUAUGGCGAGGAAUUCCGCAGGCAGCGCAAACUCGUCAGGCAAGAUUUUGCACAAGGGACCGUUCCGCGCUACUACAAUCUCCAGGAGACUGAGGCGCGCAAGCUUGUCCAAGCUGUGCUCCACGACCCAACCUCGCUUGCUGGCCAGAUGAAGAUGAGGAUCUCGGCGAUCAUCAUGGAGGCCAACUAUGGCUAUACCGUCAAGUCCGAGGACGACCCGUACAUAACCAUUCCGUUCACUUCCAUGGCCAACUUCAGCAAGGCGUGCGCCGUAGGCACGUGGCUCGUUGAUUUCAUACCGCAACUGCAAUACCUGCCUCAUUGGAUGCCAGGGGCAGGUUUUCUCCGCACGGCCCGAGAGUGGCGCGAAAUCUUCAUGAUUGCGAGUUGGACUCCAUACCGAUGGUGCAAGCAGAACAUUUCCACCGGCAUUGCACACACCCCCAGUCUUUGUGCAACAUCGCUCUUGCAAGCGGAUGGUGAGCUGUCCAAGGAAGACGAGUGCACCCUCGUCUGGGCAGCGAUGAGUGCUCUGGGAGGAGGUCUCGAUACGAACGUAUCCACGAUCUUGACUUUUUUCCUCGCCAUGCUCCACUACCCGGGUAUCCAGGCCAAAGCACAAGCAGAGAUCGACGCAGUGGUUGGGACGGAUCGUCUGCCGUCGAUCACUGACAGGGCGUCGCUCCCGUACGUUCGCAGCCUGGUUACGGAAGUGUACCGGUGGAAUCCUGCUGUGCCCCUCUGCCUUCCUCAUGCGCUGAACGAGGCGGACGUGUACAAUGGCGUUCACCUUCCGAAGGGUUCUAUCGUAGUACCAAACGUUUGGCACAUGCUUCACGAUCCGACGACGUACGCCGACCCGAUGGAGUUCAAGCCUGAGCGGUACAACAACUCGGACGCCGAGAUGCAGAAGGUCACCGAUCUGGCGUUCGGGUUCGGACGGCGGGCAUGCCCGGGGUACUACUUUGCCCAAGGCACCAUAUUCGCUGUGAUCGCCACCGUGCUCGCCACCUGCGACGUCGUCCCAGCUGUCGAUGAUCGUGGCGCGCCGGUCAUUCCUGAGGUUGCGUAUACGUCUGAAACCAUCGUGUUUCCUAAGCCGUUCAAGUGUAAUGUCAAGAGUCGGACGGAGCGUGCGCGGGCGUUGCUGGCUCACAGUAUGCCCCCUCCUGAAUGAAUUGUUGUAGGCAGACAGAUGCUGCUCUAUGUUCUCUGGGGUUGUACGUUGAAUACACGUGUGGUGUAUUGGCUGAUGUCUUACUGUGCGACGAUGCUCUAAUUCCUUGACUUCUUUCAUGAAGGCUAACCUACGUACAUCUAAUGGACAUGUGUGCCUCACAUUGGGCUAUGACAAUAAUCUCAAAGCCGGGCAGAAUCAAUCUUUCAAUGUUUCAAAAUUCCAGCGGUCAUGAUUCUCGUCAAUGCUUGAAAGGUUAUUUCCAAUGUGAUGAAGUGUACCGUCACAAUCACGAUAGGUAUCGUCAAUGAAACCUC